Molecule: messenger RNA, 3581 nt
Organism: Leptopilina boulardi
Lineage: Eukaryota; Metazoa; Arthropoda; Insecta; Hymenoptera; Figitidae
Gene: Tao
Product: serine/threonine-protein kinase Tao
Exons: 11
Coding region: 615-3293 (892 amino acids)
Biological process (GO): protein phosphorylation
Molecular function (GO): ATP binding; protein kinase activity
Source: RefSeq, a predicted model, not a curated record
AAAUCUAGCAGUGGACACUCGGAGGCCCGCGAUCAUCAUUCCUUGCUCGGGGGGGAAAAUAAAAUCAAAAUUUUUCCAUUGUCUUCGAAAAUAGUUAAUUGUGACGCGAUUUUUGUGAGAAGAAAAUAAAAACGAAACGAUUUGCAUAAAAAAAAUAAAAACUCCUUUGAUGCGCUCUCGUCUUGUUAUUCAUUUAUUCGUCAGAUUGUGUGAGUGUGUGUGUAUGUCGCGAGUUUCUCACCAAUAAUUCUCUUGUUGGGGCCUUCCGCAACGACAAGAAAAAUCCGCACGUUGCGGCUUAUAAAAGUGUAUUAUAAAGCAGCAGCCAAGCCUAUAUAGUGACUUCAAGAAAGUAAGAGUAAUGAUUGUAAGGAUGGACUGACAAAUGCUGAAGAAUCAGCGGUGAGGCAGAAAGAGAGAGAGAGAGAGUGAGAGAGAGGAGGAAUUAUUUUUGGGGGAAGAACGAGAGAAAGAGUGUGUGAAAUAGAGAGAGAGAGAAAAGAGGGGAGGUGUUUGGUGGUGAAGAAGAAGUGCCGUGGACCCGGAGCCUCGAAGCCGAGAAUUAACGGCUUCGAAAUAAAGAAAAAAAAAAAAAAAACAAUAUCACUUUUACUAUGAGGCCUGGCAGUUUAAAAGAUCCUGAGAUCGCUGAACUCUUUGAAAAACAUGAUCCGGAAAAAAUAUUUGAAGACUUACGGGAAAUUGGGCACGGUAGCUUUGGCGCCGUUUAUUAUGCCCGAUGUUUUCUCACCAAAGAAAUUGUUGCUAUCAAAAAAAUGUCAUAUUUGGGAAAGCAAACAAUGGAAAAAUGGCAGGAUAUCCUUAAGGAAAUACGUUUUCUUCGACAACUCAAUCAUCCAAAUACAAUUGAAUACAAGGGUUGCUAUCUCAGGGAGCACACUGCCUGGUUGGUGAUGGAAUAUUGUCUUGGAUCAGCGUCCGAUAUAAUUGAAGUCCACAAAAGGCCUCUAAAAGAAGAUGAAAUUGCGGCAAUAUGCGAUGGUGUAUUACGCGGUUUACAUUAUCUUCAUUCCCUAGGAAGAAUUCAUCGUGAUGUUAAAGCAGGAAAUAUUCUUUUAACUGAGAAUGGAACAGUGAAAUUGGCAGAUUUUGGCUCUGCCAGUAUUAAAUGUCCUGCCAAUAGCUUUGUGGGAACUCCAUAUUGGAUGGCACCUGAAGUUAUUUUAGCAAUGGACGAAGGCCAGUACGAUGGAAAAGUCGAUGUUUGGUCAUUAGGAAUCACUUGCAUUGAAUUAGCUGAAAGGAAGCCACCCUAUUUCAAUAUGAACGCCAUGAGUGCAUUGUAUCACAUUGCACAGAACGAUACGCCAACUUUAAAUUCUCCCGAUUGGACGGAUGUUUUUCGUCAUUUUGUCGAAGUUUGCCUAACAAAAAGUCCUAGUGACAGGCCAAGUUCCGGAAAAUUAUUAGCGCAUCAAUUUAUAACGAGAACACGUUCGAUGCAAGCGUUGAUAGAUUUGAUUCAAAGAACCAAGGCGGCCGUUCGAGAAUUGGAUAAUUUGAAUUAUCGAAAAAUGAAGAAAAUUCUCAUGAUCGAUUCCUGUGAGACGGAAAGCACUGUCGGCGAUCCGGAUGACACUCCUGAUGAACAAACAGGUGGCGAUAGUAGUAAGAGCAAUUCAAUAACAUCGGAACAUUCAAUUCAUUCAAUGGGCGUAUCGGCGAGUUCACAAAGUUCAUCGACAAAUAGUUUACCAUUGCCAAAUGCCGAUUCAAAUGAUUAUUCAACUGGUUCGGUGAGAAAUCGUCAUAAUAUAUCGGCGGGUGUUACUGCCAAUCUUUUGGAGCAUGGUGCAAAUAAUUUUGCAACAAUAAGAACAACAUCAAUUGUCACUAAACAACAAAAGGAACAUAUGCAAGAGGAAAUGCAUGAGCAAAUGAGCGGCUAUAAAAGAAUGAGACGAGAGCAUCAAGGAGCUUUGGUGAAACUCGAGGAGCGUUGCAAAUUGGAAAUGGAGUCUCAUAAACAAUUGCUUGACAAUGAAUACGAUACAUUGUUACAGCAAUUUAGCAAAGAAUUGGAGAAAUUACAAUUAAGGCAUUUAAAAGAAUUGGAGAGGAAAUUUAAACACAAUCAAAAUGCAGAAAAGAAGCUUCAUAAAGAAAUAUCGAGUAGGCAGGAGGCCGAUCGUAAGGCACUUGAGGCACAACAAAAACGAGAAUAUAAAGCGUACAAAGAGAGGUGGAAGAAGGAAUUAUCGCAAGAUGAAAUGACGCCAAAACGUCAACGAGACGCGACACUUCAGAGUCAGAAGGAAAAUUUAAAACAAAUGGAAGCGCAAGAGGAGCAACGACUCGCAAGAGGACAACGUGAAUAUCUUGACCUUGAAAUUCGGAAAUUCCGUAGAAAAAAAUUACUCAACUUCCAUACACUCGAACAGGAGCUUCUUCGUGAAGAACUGAACAAAAGACAGCAACAAUUGGAGCAAGCGCACGCAAUGUUGCUGCGACAUCACGAGAAGACCCAAGAAUUAGAAUAUAGACAGCAAAGAGCUGUUCACGCACUUCGUGAGGAACAAGUUCAACGUCAACACAGCACUGAAUUGUGUAAUCAACAGGAUUACAUGAAUCGAGCUGAACGAGACUUACGUAAAAAGCAUGCUCUCGAAUUAAAGCAGCAGCCUAAGAGUCUCAAGCAAAAAGAAAUGCAAAUUCGUAAACAAUUCAGGGAGACGUGUAAAAUACAAACGCGUCAAUAUAAAGCGUUAAAAGCUCAAAUUUUACAAGCAACUCCAAAGGAUGAACAAAAAACGGUGAUAAAAAAAUUAAAGGAGGAACAAAGGCGGAAACUUGCACUUUUGGGCGAGCAAUACGAUCAGAGUAUUGCUGAAAUGUUACAGAAGCAAAGUAUUCGUUUAGAUGAAUCGCAAGAGGUUGAAUGUCAUCAUCUUAAGGAGAGACUGAAUUACGAGCUAGAGAUAUUGAUGGCGUAUCAAUCGAAAAAUAAAAUGCAAGCUGAAGCGCAACGAAAUCGUGAACGUCGUGAAUUAGAAGAACGUGUCUCGGUGAGACGCGCAUUACUUGAACAAAAAAUGGAAGCCGAAACACAAGAAUUUCUUCAGGAACGAAGCGAAAGAAUAAGACUUUUACACGAGAGACAAGAACGUGAAUUACAACAAUUUGAUGAUGAAAGCGCAAGAAUUGGUUUUAGUGCAUUGGCAAUUGCCGAAGCAUCAAAAGAAUCUUAUCCAGAUGACGAUAGUCUUCGUGGUUCAAUGUUAAGUCUCGCUCACAGUAAUAGCUCGACAUCUUUCCCCCCUAAUAGUCUAUAAUCUUAAAACAAACAAAAAAAUAUAUAUCAUUCAUCAUUCGUGUUAAAAAAAAAAAACUCUAUGUCUGCCUGUAAUCUGUGCAUAACAUUUUAAUCCGAUUGUCAUUUUUUGCUAUUUCUCAAUCAUUGAAAAAAAAAGAAAAUAACAAAAAAAAAAAAUAAAUAAUAAUAAUUAAUAAAUAAUUACAAAAAAAAAGAAAACAAAACAAGUCCAAGGUCCGUCGAUUCAUCAGAACUGAAUGUAAUUUAAAUAAUAAUAAUAUAAUAAUAAUAAUAAUAAUAAUAAUUA